Salarias fasciatus (jewelled blenny) is the source of this 2072-nucleotide messenger RNA. RefSeq names its product bestrophin-3-like. The record is from RefSeq and is a predicted model, not a curated record. Gene Ontology annotation, molecular function: chloride channel activity. The coding region runs from base 99 to 2072 and encodes 657 amino acids. Lineage: Eukaryota; Metazoa; Chordata; Actinopteri; Blenniiformes; Blenniidae. The transcript has 13 exons.
GUGGAUCCAGGUAGACUCUGUGGAUCCAGGUGAACUCUGUGGUUCUUCUGAACUCUAUAAAACCAGACGGGCUCUGCGGAUCCCGGCGGACCCUCAUCAUGACUGUGACGUAUUCCAGUAAAGUGGCGAACGCCUCCUUCUUCAGCUUCCACCGGCUGCUGCUGCGCUGGAAAGGAAGCAUCUACAAGCUCCUGUACCGCGAGUUCCUGCUGUUUGUGGUGCUCUACACCGUCCUCAGCGUGGUCUACAGAUUUGUCCUCACGGGACACCAGAAGACGCUGUUCGAGAAACUCUCAAUGUACUGCGACAAAUACGCCGAGCAGAUCCCCGUCACCUUCGUGCUCGGUUUCUAUGUGACGCUUGUGGUGAACCGGUGGUGGAAUCAGUUUGUGAACCUGCCCUGGCCGGACCGACUCAUGUUCCAGAUCUCCAGCUACGUUCAGGGUAAAGAUGAAUAUGGCCGCCUGCUGCGUCGGACGCUGGUGCGUUACGUGAACCUGACCUCGCUCCUCAUCUUCCGCUCCGUCAGCACCGCCGUCUGCAAGCGCUUCCCCACCAUGGACCACGUGGUGGAGGCAGGUUUCAUGACCCCCGAGGAGAGGAAGGUCUUCGAGAACAUCCGGUCCCCUCACCUGAAGUACUGGAUUCCCGUCGUCUGGUUCUCCAACCUGGCGUCCAAAGCUCGACAGGAGGGGCGGAUCCAGGACAGCAUCGACCUGCAGAGUAUCCUCAAUGAGAUGAACCUGUUCAGGACGUGGUGCGCGACUCUCUUCGGCUAUGACUGGGUGGGCAUCCCUCUGGUCUACACGCAGGUCGUCACUCUGGCCGUCUACACCUUUUUCUUCGCCUGUCUGAUUGGCCGGCAGUUCCUGGACCCCGCCCGGGGUUACCAGGGUCACGACCUCGACCUGUACGUCCCCAUCUUCACCCUGCUGCAGUUCUUCUUCUACGCUGGCUGGUUGAAGGUUGCAGAACAGCUCAUCAACCCAUUUGGAGAAGAUGACGACGACUUCGAGGCAAACUGGAUCAUCGACAGAAACCUUCAGGUGUCUCUGCUGGCGGUGGACGAGAUGCACAUGAACCUGCCACACAUGACCAAAGACAUGUACUGGAACGACUGUGACGCCCGGCCUCCGUACACGCUCGCCGCCGCCGACUACUGCAUCCCGUCUUUCCUCGGAUCCACCACCGACAUGGGACUCUCGGACAUCCUGCAGUUCGAUGAGAGCGACGUCUCCGACAGUCGACCGCAGCAGCUUGACACAGUUCUGACUCGACGACAAGAGUCUGUUUUGGGUCGAGUCCGCCGGCUGCUCAGCGUUCAGGAGCCUCCUGAGCUCCGACCUCCCCGACCCAUCUUGAAGCGCCACAGCAGCGACGCCACCGGCAGCUUCUUCCCAGACUUCAGGGUUAACGCGUGUCCAGACGACGUGGCUCCGCCCCCUGCCUUGGCGGUGCCGCCGUCCUCCAUGGACACCCUGUCCACCCUGAAGGAGGUGAGCAGUAACCUGCCCUCGCCCGAAGACUCGCCCUCCCUGGUGUUCCCUCGGUUCGUCGUCAGCCCGCCACUGACAGCAGACGCCCGCCGCAAUGCCGACCCCUCUGGGAAACACCUCAACGGUCUGGAUCCGGCCUGCACUCCCACCCCGACCGACGAGGCUCCAGGCCUGGAAACACCAAGGGCCGGAUCUUCGGUUUGUUGUUCUCCAACUCAGCUGGGGCCCAAAGAGUUUCGGUGGACGACCCUCAACAACCAGUGUCGCCCCCUGCCUCGUCCACGGGGGCGUCAGUUCUCCCUGCAGUUCUCCAGGCAGUCGUCCAAGGGGUCGGUCCGCAGCCUGCCCAGUCCGAAGGGCCUGGGCCGGAGGAGGCGGGGCCUGGCUCGGUUCCAGUCCCGCCGGUCGCCGGGACCCUCCGCGGACACCCUGCAGCUGCCCGAACCGGACUACGACCACGACUUCCAGGGAACGGCCGACGACGUGGAGAAGGCAGAAACCAACGGCGGCGAGGAAAUCCCAAACAACAACAACGUUCAGUCGCAGAGUUCGGAACAAAAGCGAGACGAAGGUUAA